CUUCACUCUGUGACUCCACAAUCUUCUUCCUCCCAUCUCGCCUCCACAGUCUUACGGCCGUAAGCGCCACAGCCCCUAAACAGCCACGAGUCCAACUCCGACCACCGCAAAGUCCCAGCAUAUCAUUCGUCCAUCGAUCGGCAGCCCAUGCUCAACGGACGAACAAAGACCGCGCGCUCUCCAGCUCGCCGCGCUUUCCGGCUUGGCUUUGGUGGCCUUAACCAUCGGUCCUUCGCUAAUCCUGUUCCCUGAUUCGAAGGGGCGGUCGGUCUGGGUUUCUCCCCACAGACCGAUGGGCGAUUGAUCCCUCCGCGUCGGCUUCGCUUCGUCAAGCUUUUGAGCGCGGUGGAUCUGCCCAGCAGUGUUGUGAGUCAGGCAGAAACAUACUGGUAUCAACUAUAUAAGGAUUUCCGCGCCGUUGAAUUUGUUAAACACAUUCAGACAUUCAAACAUCGGCUCCCAUCGCAGGAAUACAGCUCAAAUCCAAUCGAAAUGGCACCCCUCAACCCCCUCCUCGACCCAACGACCACCAGACCACCAACCUCGCUCGACCAAAGCACCAGCAUCCCCCGCCAAACCCUCCUAUUCAACAACUUCCAACCCUCCACCUGGCUCCUCGCCGCCGCCGCCCUCCAAGGGACAUUGACAUGGCUCUUCCCAAGCGCAUUCCGAUUCACAGUGAUAUCGGCACUGCUGAUCUUGCUCUACCGCGCCACCGACGUGUUCCUGAUGAUGUACGGCGUGAAACGGAACCCGGCCAUGGACGGCGUGAUUCGCGAAAAGUUCUCGGCGCAGAUCCCCUUUGCGGAUGGGAGCUUUGGGGACCGGCCCAGUCGCGACAAGGUCGCUGUGAUCAUGUUGGGCAGUAAAUCGAAUCACCCCCUCGGAAUCUUCAGCCCGGGAUACCAGAAGGUCGCCCAGCUCUACGCCGACAUGGUCGCUGACCUCGAGGCGAAUCGCGACGAGUACUCCUACCUAACAAGCACGCGCUGGGUCUCCAACACCGACCCCGCCAUCAAUGCAUCGCGCGAGAUAAUGACCAUCUUCUACUUCCGCUCGCUGGAGGGCGUGCACAAGUUCGCGCACGGGCCCAUCCACCGCAAGGGCUGGGAUUGGUGGAGCCGGAACAGCAAGGAACAUCCGGAGAUCAGCAUCUGUCAUGAGGUGUACGAGGCGGAUGCGGGGCGGUGGGAGAAUGUUUAUUUGAAUUAUAGGCCGAUGGGGUUGGCGUCAGCGCGGUUCCCUAUCGCGCAAACUGGAGGACAGAAAGAGGGUGAGGGUGGUGGAGAGAAGCAGUGGAUCUCGGCCAUUGUGGAUGCGUCAAAGGCGAAUAUGAAGUCUUCCAAGGCGAGGCUGGGAUGGGGGUCUCACUGAUUGAGCCGUUUGUUUCAUUAAGUGGUAUGGUAACUGGAAGGAUCGAGGGGGUGGAAUCUGGAUUUGCCGAAUUCUGUACAGUAUCUUUUCUUUUGUUUGUCUAUAGCUUGCCUGAGAGUUAAUCUGAUACUGCCGAGAUAGUAUGUCCAU
This is a messenger RNA of Aspergillus calidoustus, 1524 nucleotides long. NCBI's taxonomy places the organism in Eukaryota, Fungi, Ascomycota, Eurotiomycetes, Eurotiales, Aspergillaceae. The record is from the annotation of a GenBank genome assembly.